Messenger RNA from Magnolia sinica, 1217 nucleotides. RefSeq lists its product as uncharacterized. NCBI's taxonomy places the organism in Eukaryota, Viridiplantae, Streptophyta, Magnoliopsida, Magnoliales, Magnoliaceae. The transcript has 4 exons. The record is from RefSeq and is a predicted model, not a curated record. The coding region runs from base 887 to 1201 and encodes 104 amino acids.
GAUUCAAGACUUUUGUGACCCACGACAACUUUCUUGUAUUAUGCUCCACCUGAGUUCAGAUCUGCUUCAUUUUUUGGAUCUAUGCCCUAAAAUAAGUUUCCAAAACGUGGCAUGGAUACAAGGCAUAUACGUCACGGUGGGCCCAUAGUCAGGGAUCUCACCCACCUAGUGGAUUGGGCUGAGCUGGUGAGGGAAAGGAGAUAAUUGGUGAAGAACUGCCAAACAGUGGAGCAAUUUUUCUACCAGACACGUGGCAUAGUGAUCUACAUAUCUAGUCUUCUAAUGUGUCUCGCAUCUGAAACGAAUGGCUCAUAUGCUAAUUUAGAAUUCUCAUCAUGCCAUAUUUUGUAUUUAAAUAGGUAGGAUAGAAAUGCAAUGAUAGUACUUACACAUUAUUUGAUUGUCAUCUCACACUACCCGAAAAUCGCUGAUUAGGAACGGUUGCAUCUUUGGUUUAGGAAUGGGAUUAAGCCGUUCCUGAUGUGAAUGGUUUUAAACUGUCCCUACACUACCAAAAAACCCCCAAAAUCAUGAAAAAACUCCGGAUCUCUCUUUCCUAGCGAUUUUUAUGGUUUUUUCCUCUCUUAUUUCCAUUUCCAUCGAAAAACCCUCUUCAUGCUCUGAUGAAAUAUCCAUCCUCCUUCAAGCCACCUCUCUCCCUAACCAUUUAUACCAUUACAACAACAGCUUCAUUUCUACAAAAGCUCUAUCUAUCUCUCCAUUUGUAGUCUAGGGUUUUCCGGUUAUGGGGUUCUAAGAAUGAUGAAAAGCAAAAUGGUUGCAUCCGUCGAGUUCUAUAUUGGCAUCAACGAACUCAACAAUGUCAUCUUUCUAGCGGCCUGUGGAAGAUCUACCAAGGCGCUCAUACAGAUUGAGAAUUGUCUAAAUGCGGAAUCGAAUGGAAUGUGCCUGUAGCACUGGGAAAGGCAAUCAAAGAUGCUCCUGGCUCUCACAUUUACCUCCUGUCAAGUUCUCGUCUAUUAGCUGGACUCACGGUAAUAAAGGUUUCUUUAUUCUUGUUAUCCGGCUCCGAAGGAAGGGGAACAAUUGGAUGCUGAGACAGAGACCAACAUUAACAUUAAUCAUGAGGUCUAUUAUCAUUUCUUGGGUACAGAUCAAUCACAAGCUAUUUUGUGCUGGAAGGAUCCAGACCACCCAAAAUGGUCAUUUUCAGUUGAAGUCACCGAGGACGGAAAGGUAACAUGCUCUCUGCUCAU